This is a messenger RNA of Thlaspi arvense, 1977 nucleotides long. NCBI's taxonomy places the organism in Eukaryota, Viridiplantae, Streptophyta, Magnoliopsida, Brassicales, Brassicaceae. The record is from the annotation of a GenBank genome assembly.
AUGUACGAGAGACCAGAGAGCAAAACAUGUCAAAGUACUUUCACAGCCUCUCACAAACCCCACACAGGCUCAAGUCCAGGAUGCUCGCCACAUGGACUCCCGACCAAGAGGUCAACCAAGUCCGCCUCCGUUCCGGCGCCGACAUGAAGCGCAAGCUCCGGUGGUUCGAUCUCGUCUCUCUCGGCGUUGGUGGAAUGCUCGGAGUCGGUGUCUUUGUAACCACCGGACCCGUCGCACGUGACAUAUCCGGACCGGCUGUAUUCAUUUCUUACAUCGUCGCUGGUUUCUCGGCGCUUUUGUCCUCACUUUGCUACACCGAGUUCUCAGUCAACGUCCCUGUCGCCGGCGGAGCUUUCAGUUAUCUCCGCGUCACAUUCGGUGAGUUCAUCGGAUAUUUUGGAGGAGUCAACAUAUUAUUGGAGUACGUUUUGUCAAACGCAGCGGUUGCUAGAAGCUUUACGGAGUAUAUGUGUGCCGCGUUUGGCGUUUCUGAUCCGAACGCUUGGAGAAUUAAAGUGAAUGGUCUUGCGAAAGGUUACAAUGAACUCGAUUUUCCUGCCGUCGCUCUUGUUCUUUUGCUCACUCUUUGCCUUUGUCAUAGCACGAAGGAGAGCUCCAUGCUCAACUUAGUGAUGACGGUGUUCCACGUAAUAUUCUUCGGAUUUGUAAUAAUCGCCGGAUUCUGUCACGGUGACGGAGUCAAGACGCUAGUGGAGCCGCGAGGGCUGACUCCAUACGGCGUUCGUGGAGUCGUUAACGGAGCUGCCGUCGUGUACUUUAGUUACAUAGGGUACGACACCGUUUCAACUCUCGCCGAAGAGAUCCAAAACCCUUCCUUUAGUCUCCCCGUCGGAAUCAUCGGCUCCGUCUCGAUUGUCUCCGUCCUCUAUUGCCUCAUGUCUCUCGUACUCUGCAUCAUGGUUCCGUACAAUGAGAUAUCCAAAAGCGCCUCGUACGCGGUUGCGUUUCGGAGGAUCGGGUGGGGUUGGGCAGGGAACGUGGUUGGUGCGGGUGCGAGCCUAGGGAUCGUGGCGUCGCUGCUGGUGGCUAUGUUAGGGCAAGCGAGAUACCUUUGUGUGAUCGGAAGAGCGAGGCUGGUCCCUUCAUGGCUCGCCAAGGUUCAUCCUUCCACCGGAACUCCCUUGAACGCCACUCUCUUCCUCGGCCUAUGCACAGCUACAAUUGCGUUGUUCACGGAUUUAGAUAUAGUAAUGGAGCUGAUUUCACUUGGAACGCUCUGCGUUUUCUACCUAGUUGCAAACGCUCUUCUCUAUCGCAAAUACACUUUAAUUGGCCAAAACGCACCGCUUCACACUCUCUCGUUCCUCGCCUUCCUCUCUUCUUCUGCUCUCGCGUUCUCACUCUGGUGGAAACUGAACAAACCGUGGUGGGGCCUGGCACUAUUUUUCGCGACCACAAUAGCGGUCACUGCGUUUUUCCAAUACUACACAUGGUGGAUUUCAUCUACGGCUAACAAGAAUCUUCUGCCACCGUGUCCCUCCAAAUGGUCGGUGCCGUUCAUGCCGUGGCCUGCCGCCAUUUCGGUGUUCCUAAACGUUUUUCUUACUACAACGCUUAAAACGCUGUCAUUUCAGAGGUUUGCGAUUUGGACGUGUCUUGUAACUUUGUUCUAUGUGUUGUAUGGCGUUCAUCGGACUUAUGAGGCUGAAGAGAUAGGAAGAGUAGAGGAUGUUGAAAGACACGUUACUAGCACGAGGGUGCAACCGGAAAAGUUGGACAAUGUCCAAGCGAUGACUGAUUUUACAUAGUUAUGGAUUUUUUUAUAACAAAUUUUAGAUUGUAUGCCAAAAUGAACUUACGAUGAUAAUAUAUAUCUAUAUAUAUAGCGACCAUUUCGAUUUCACUGACUGUUUUACAUUUUAAAUUGACCAUCGAAGAUAUAUAUAAUAACGUUUCAUGUGAAAUAACACAUGUCGACCCCCAAAUGUAAUUUUUUUCAGUUUGGACUUAAGAGUU